CUUGCGUAAUCUUACACAUUAUCCAAAUUGGUGUUUUAGUAUCUUUAAUGACCUUAGUAAAAUGUGAAGUGUUUACGGCUGUCACCGAUAUCAGGAAAUUGUUUAAUACACAUGAGAAUGUGCUUAGAAAUUUAGAGCGGUACAUUGAAGUAGAGGAAAAUAGACUUAACGUACUGAAAAGGUACCUAAAACUAUUUACAGAUGAACAUGAGAAGAUGAGCAGUGAUGGACAUAAGUACGUAGACCACCCAAUCAAUUCAUUCACUUUAAUAAAAAGACUGUCAACUGAUUUCGAACGAUUAAAAACUGUUGCUUCUGAGCCCACGGAGUUCGUUUGGGAUCGGGAGAUGCAAUAUGCGACAGAAGAAGAUUUAACUGGCGCUGCUGUGGCUAUUUCGCGACUACAAUUCGUGUACAAGUUGAACACUACACAUCUAGCUGAAGGAAAUCUGCAAGGCGUAAUCGGUUCUCCGAUGACAGCAAGCGAUUGUUACAAUUUGGCUUUGAUGUUGUACAAGCAAGAACAUCCGGACUAUAAUUUGCACGCUGCCGAAUGGUUCGAAGUAGCCCUCGAAAAGCUGAAUAUUGAGCAGUAUGAGAAUACAUUUACAGCUACGGAAGUAAUGACGUACAUCAUUAAAUCCUAUCAUCGCUCGGAUAUUUGUUUAGACUCAAAAGCCUACGAGUGGGCAGAAAGGCUAUUUGUUUUAAAACCUAACGCUAGCACUGAUUUUGUAAUGAAAUUAUAUGAAUAUGCUGUCAAACAAAACAAGACCGAUGUUAACUCUACUGAUAUUGACUUAAGGAGUAGAUAUUCUGCAUUAUGUUGCGGUGAAACUAAUGUUCUUGCAGCAAAUACAAGCAAAUUACAUUGCUCGUAUUUAAGAAAUAUUCCAUUUCUGAAACUGGCGCCGAUCAAGAUGGAGGAAGUUCACAAGGAUCCAAAUGUUUUCAUUUUUUAUGACGUCCUCAGCGACGACGAGUUUCAAAACAUAAAAACAAUAGCCGGUCCUAAGUUGGAACGCGCCAAAGUAGUCGGUGGUACUUAUAGUGACAGUCGCAUUGGCAAAAGUGCAUGGUUAGACGACGAUGUUGAUGUUGUGGCAAAGCUGAGACGGCGUACAGCUGAUUUUACUGGGCUCAGUAUGUCACACGCUGAACGUUUACAAGUGCUCAACUAUGGGAUAGGAGGCCAUUUCGAUUGGCACUAUGAUGCUUUUAAUAGUAAUCAUAACAACAUAGGUGGAAACAGAAUAGCUACAGUUCUAUUUUAUAUGACAGAUGUCACUCAAGGCGGAGCGACCGUGUUUGCCCAUCUAAAUUUGACCGUAACACCAAAAAAGGGUUCAGCUCUAUUUUGGGAAAACCUGCAACUUUCCGGAGAAAAGGAUAACAAAACAUUGCACGCAGCAUGCCCAGUAUUAUACGGAAGUAAAUGGGGUAGGUACCUACAUUACCUAACACCUACAGCCUACUCAUGCUAUCAUACGUGUAAUCAAUUACUACAAGCAUAAUAUUUGUUUCAAUCAUUUUAACAAUAAUUUAUGUAAUCGUUGCUUAAUAAGGUUUCAAAUCGAGUAAGGGUAAAAAUCAAAUGCUGCGUUUAGCAAUUAUGUAAUGAUUGCAAACAAUACGGUUUCUACGAUUAAAUAAAAUAAU
This is a messenger RNA of Hyposmocoma kahamanoa, 1659 nucleotides long. Its product is annotated as prolyl 4-hydroxylase subunit alpha-2-like. Bases 48 to 1514 code for a protein of 488 amino acids. Gene Ontology annotation, biological process: peptidyl-proline hydroxylation to 4-hydroxy-L-proline. Gene Ontology annotation, cellular component: endoplasmic reticulum. The record is from RefSeq and is a predicted model, not a curated record. Gene Ontology annotation, molecular function: iron ion binding; L-ascorbic acid binding; procollagen-proline 4-dioxygenase activity. Lineage: Eukaryota; Metazoa; Arthropoda; Insecta; Lepidoptera; Cosmopterigidae. The transcript is spliced from 10 exons.